AUGGGAAAACGGCCGCGUGCCGUCACUGGUCACCAAUCUGCCCCCGUUCGUGAAGCAAACAACUUGCACGACACACACAUCAUGGCAGGCAAGGCCCACCACCCUAUCCACAUCCACCCGGUCCGACCGCUGUAUCGCUUCACGGCCACUGCCCUGGGCGCCAGCAUGUGGUUCUUCCUCAUGUACCGAGCCAAGAAGGACGGUCCGGCCCUGCUGGGCUGGAAGCACCCAUGGGACCACUAG
This is a messenger RNA of Penicillium subrubescens, 243 nucleotides long. RefSeq lists its product as uncharacterized. The coding region runs from base 1 to 243 and encodes 80 amino acids. NCBI's taxonomy places the organism in Eukaryota, Fungi, Ascomycota, Eurotiomycetes, Eurotiales, Aspergillaceae. The record is from RefSeq and is a predicted model, not a curated record. Gene Ontology annotation, cellular component: mitochondrial inner membrane. The transcript has 4 exons.